AUGACCACCACGACCACCUACAAGGGGAUGGACCCCAGCGGGCGAAGCAGUUCCAGGUCGGUUUGACCGUUUCCCGGGGACCGUUUCCUUGGUUUCAUAUCUAUAUAUACGUCGCCGCUUCCCAUCCUCCGCUUUCCCCCUUCCUUUCCCUGGACAGUGUGGGGAGCGGGCCAGAGCCCAUGUCUCUUGGGUUGUCGGCGGCGGCGGCGGUUCUUCCGUUCACACGUGGUUGCUGCCGGACACGUGAAGCCCCCCACCAACGCGGGUUAGAGAACAGGGUGUUGGGGAGGGGGGUCCUCCGGUGGGCCUGGGAGGGUCUUGGGAGCCAGUUCCGCUUGGCAAACGGGGAUCCUGGUUCGCGGCCGCCCGAGGCUUUUCCUGGGUGGCGAAGGGGUCGUCCGCACGAGGCCACUACACGGGUGUGGGCGCUUCAGGCGCACAGAGACCGCGGGUGGCCUAUUGUCAUGCCGCGGCUCCGGGACUUUCCUCCCGGCGGUCCACACCCACACACCGCCUGGAUGCGUCUCUAGGGCGGGUGGGCAGGCAGGAGCCGCCUUCCCUUUUAUGUCUGCCAGGAUGCCUAGAAGACAGGCGUGGUGCCGUCCAGCUCUCCGCUGCUGGAAGUGGGGAGCCGGCGGUCCGCCUUUUCUCUCCUUCGAGGCCUCGCUCGCUUUUCCGGACCUGUGUCGUACUUGCCUUCCCCUUUGUAUGCUGCGAUCGUCGGGAAGAAGCCCCUGCUUCUCGGCUUCGGAACUGCAGAUUGUUGGGAAACGGGGAAAUGACGCACCAUAUUGCUUGGGGUGGGGGGGGGCUGGAGCUUUUAUAAGAGGAUAGUUUUAUGGGGGGGGAAUGUUUUUGUGCAUGUAGAGAAUAGGCCUCUUACACCCCCCCCCAAAAAAGAGGAUUAGCCACGAGGCUUUAGUUUAGUACAGUACAGUACUGUCUGCUUUCCGCCACGACGGAUAAGAUUCUUUGGCUUGCGAGGGUGGGAGCCGCACCCAGCCCGGAAUCUGCUCGGGGGCCGCGGAGCCUUUCGCUUGCCACAGCUCUUUCCCUUCUUCUCCCCAAAGAAACAGCUGCGGGGCGGGGGCGCGCUCUUGAGGCUUGGCCGUGUCAGACUCGCUCAGCAGAUUGAUCCGUGUGCUUCUGCUUCCCAGCCUAACAAAGGAGGCUGCUACCCCUCCCCGAUCAACAGGAUUAGGUGCUCCCCAAACCCUUUUGCGUCACCCCUGGCACCGUUUCUUGGCUUCCUUUUUGUCUGGUUGUAGAUCUCGGCAGCGAAUAUCUUAAUCUGGCGUGGUUUCUGUAAGUGAUUCCUCGCGCUGGGUGGGGCUUGAGCACACUUCUAUUGUCUAGCAUCUAUGACCAUCUCUACCUGUUAACUCGAGGCUUAGAAGCCGGGAGCAAGUCAGCAACUUCUGUAAUCCUCUGGAAGGCUGUCUCUAUCUUUGGUCCAACUUCUGCCUGUAGAGGAAGACUUGAUCUUGAAAGGCAUGAAGGUGUAUGGAGCUUAUUGCACACUGUUGCUUUAAAUGGAUUAGAUCUUAAGCAUGUUCUGGUGCUGCAACUUUGAAUAUCUUUUGUAUUGGUCAGUACUCUGCAUGCUGCAUGGCUUGCUUUUGGGAUUACAAAGUGGGGGCAUUGGAAGUGGAGGAAUAACUCUGGUUCUUCAGAACUAAUUUUUGAAAAAAUGCCUUUUUGGUGAACAAAGGAAGUAAGUUGGGGUGUGAAUUAUUAUCAGUUGCAUUGCAAAAUUGAGAGAGAGGCCAAGUAGUCAUGUGGUUGGGAAUCCAAAGGCCCCAAACUCUAAUGUGGCACUCAGAGUGCCCCUAGUUUAUGUGUAGAGAGGUAGUAUAAAAAGCUUGGCAGGAGAAGUAAUUGUUUUCUGCCUUGUUAGCUCCCAUGGGAGUCAGUGGGAGAAGAAUUAACUGCACCAGGUUCUGUCAUGGCAUAGACCACGGGUGGGGGAUCUUUUUCAUUCCAAAGGUUGCAUUUCCAGCUAGGCUACCUCCCAGGACCUUAUGCCAUUGGCAGAUGGAGCCAGCAACAGAUGUGGCAGGCAAGAGGCAUUAUCACAGUACAAGGCUUUGUACUUUUGGAAGAUGCCCAAGGGCCAGAUAAAAGGGCUUGGAGGGCCACUGUAGGCUCCAGAUGUGAGGAUCCUCAUCCCCAGAGUAGGCUUUUGGCAUGUCCUUGGAGCGGGGUGUUGGAUCUGGUGUGUGUUGAGUCCAUACCUUGCCCAUGACUACACCCCAUUUUGGGGAUUUGCACAAAUUGCGCUUGAACUCUGGUAGUAGAGCAAUUUAGCCAGUGGCACCUUUCUGCAGUACAGUAGUACCUCAGGUUACAGACGCUUCAGGUUACAGACUCAGCUAACCCAGAAAUAAUACCUUGGGUUAAGAACUUUGCUUCAGGAUGAGAACAGAAAUUGGGCGGCAGCGGCGGGGUGGCAGCGGGAGGCCCCAUUAGCUGUAAUGCGCCAUAUUUGUAUAUCAUUUAUUUCCAGCUUAUUAAUUUCAUUGCACACACACUCCACACCAGGAGUGGAGAACUUGUGUCCUCCAGAUGUUGCAAACUACAGCUGCCAUUAUUUACCUUCCUGGCUGGGGAUGAUGGUUUUGGAGUCCAAGUACAGCUCUAGCGGAACAGAUUGCACACAUCUGCACUAGAAACCAACUGAAGCAGUAUUUUAUUUUUUUAAAAAAGCACUUGUACAGACACCUCUGGUGAAUAAGAAUAGCCUCCAGGCAACAAGACUGGAAAGGUUUAUUACCCUUGUUUCUCUGCACACACCCUUCUUUUGUGCCAUAAAUGACUGAGCACAUAUUCACAAACACACUGGUUUCUUUGUAAGACAGUAACUAUUGUAAAAGGCAGAAGUCACAUUUGAUAAACGUAAGUUUGUUAAUGCCUGAAAGUUUUUUCCUCCCCUGUGUCUGGUUGGUGGUUGUUAGUACUAUCAAAAUGGCCUACAAUUAAAUCUACUGAAUGAUGUAAUUUGGAAUAGGGGAGGUGUUUGUGGUAGCUUUUUCUAGUUAGCAGCAGUUUGUUUGUUUCAUUUGUAUCUCACCUUUUCUCCUAGGAGCUGGGAAACCCAGCCAGAUGGGCGGGGUAUAAAUAAUAAAAUUUUGUUUUAUUUUUUUAUUAUUAUUUGGUGGUGUAUAUUACUCCCCUCCUCAUUUAAUCCCCUCAACAACCCUGUGAGGUAGGUUAGCCUGAAAGGCAAAGACUGGCCCAAGGUCACCCAGUGAGCUUCAGGCUGAGUGGGGAUUUGAACCCAGGUCUCCCAUGUCCUCGUCCAGCACCCUAACCACUGUGCCAUGCUGGAGGUAAGCAUGAACUCAGGCAUUAAGAGUUCAACACUCUAACCACUACACCACACUGGCUCUAUUCCAAGUUCCAGGCUCUUGCCUCUAAGGGAAGGGUGGCAUAAAGGAUCUGUAGGUGCACUCUGAAGCUAGCUGAUGGUAAAGGCAUCAGUCCACCGAAGCAGCCCUUCCAUUCCUUCUUUAGCUUUGUCUGUUUGACUGCUGAGCCCUUUCCACUUUAGCAUGAAACAUUCCUACAUAAAAAUGAGUUCCAUAUGUACUCUCCCUUUGUGGAGUAUCUCCCAUUGGGGAACAUAAGAGCUUUAGGUAAGCUUAUGACAGCUUCCUGUGUGUGAAGAUAUGAAAUACAUAUUGCAAGAAAAAUGGUGAUGAUACAGUACAUGGAUUCCCUUGCAGAAACUACCGUACUUUUUAAAAGAAUAAUACAUGUAGGAUUCCUUCCAGUGCUUGCGUUGAGUGCUCUUUUUGCACUCAGUCACGUUCCACCCACCUGUCGGUUGUUAAGGAAGAUAAGUCUUACUUUUAAAGUUUGGUUUAUCACUCAUUUCAUUUAGGAACAACUCAUAUGAUAUAAUGUGUGGACGACUUCCAAAUUGCCUUGGAUUGGAUUUAUAAUGGCACAGCUCAUGUAUGGGUCAAAAAACCUUACUUUGUCACAGUCACUUGUUAUUUAAUUCAAAAAGUUGCCUUAAUGAAAUUGACUGGUAAUUGUUGGGAGGUACAACUUUCUUGUUCUAGUCUAUAGAAGCAUCUAAAAUAGGCUUCUAUAGAAGGUUUGUAUGCUAAACUCCCACGAAAUUGCGCAGUCAUAUGGAGGAUGGAGCAAGCUGGUUUACUCCUGCUCUGGAGUCUAGACCCAAAACAGUGGAUUCAAGUUACAAGAAAAGAGAUUCCGACUAAACAUCAGGAAGAACUUUCUGACAGUAAGAGCUGUUUGAGAGUGGAGCAGACCCCCAUGGGAGGUUGUGGACUCUCCUUCCUUGGAGACUUUUGAACAGAGGUUGGAUGGCCAUCUGUCAUUGAGAUUCCUGCAUUGCAGGGGGCUGGACGACCCUAGAGUCCCUUCUAACUUGCAGGUCUAUGAUUUCGUUUUCUUGAUGUAACUAGUCAAGGGUGUGUGAUUGGUGUGUACUAGGUAACUCCAACAUACAAGGGACACAGACCCUGGCAGUGUUGAUGAUGCUUUGCCAGGUGGUGUGUUGGCUUUCCAACAUCCAGGUGGAUGACACAGCCAAAAAAGAUACCCUAGUCGAAUUCCUAUUCUGCAGGUUAAUAGGCAGGCAUGUGAAUUGUUUGCAGCAUGACCUAGAGAUGUUAGCUGUGCCAUAAGAGUAUUCAGUGACAAGAUGUGCAAACCUUAACACCUGAAGUACACUAUAUUAUAUCUAACAUCUAGUUCAAAGGACCUACAGUGAUAUGCUCUCUAAUGCACACUCCACCCUCUAAUGCACACUGCAAGGCUAGCAGUGUUUAAUGCUGCUGAAGUCAGGUAUGAAGUAUGGCACAGUGAGUUGCUUGUUGAUCCAGACUAUAGCUAAGGCAUGUUAUCAGGACAGCAUGGGAAUUAGAAAUUACUGAUCUUAAAUUUCAGAUUCCUGAACUAUCCUCCAGUCUGACCUUGUCCUUCUUUGCUUCUUUCUCAUAGAUACUAAGUGCCCCACUUUUGGAAAGUUUCAGCAACAGCUUUCAGUUUACUCUGAAAAUCGUUGGGCUAACCUGCUACUUUAAUGCCCUCUUUUUGCACUGGUAGGCUACACUGUAGAUGACAAUGCUGUAAACAUAACUCUCGGGUCUCUAUUUCUAGAGUUCUUCGUCCACCAGGUGGUGGUUCCACGUUCAACAUGGGAUUUGAUCUGCCAAAAGAACACCAAAACACAAGAAGACACAAGAUGGCAUCCAAUAUCUUUGGGACUCCAGAAGAUAAUUCAUCCUCCUGGGCUAGCUCAACAGGUGAAACAACUACUUCUCAUUCUUUAAAGGGGUGCCCAUGGUUGAAUAUCUGGAUUCGGGUUUUCUGACUGUGCUUCCUGGCCUUGUUUUGGAGCUGUAAAAUAGUCUUUGUAAAACAAUUUAAAAAAUAACUGGAGAGAGGAUAACUUGCAGUGUAGGCUUGUCUGUACUUGAAUAGUCGCUGAUGGGUGGAAGCAUGAACUACUUCCUCGGUUAGGAGGAGCUGCAGCAUGUGGAAGUAGCGUUGAGCAAUUUUUGGCUUCAGUUUAUCCUGUUCACAAUCUCUUGGCACUGGGGCAAGUCCUAGCCUGUUUACAUGCUAACUCCUGUGACCCUGUUCUAAGCCGUGGUGUACUAGCACACCAGUGGCUAUUUCACUUACAGUACUAGCUGCAUGUACUCGGCAGGCAUUGGGAAAACAUUAAUGGUGCUGUAGUGGCAGAGUAAAUACUAGCAUUCAAUCUGUUUCUAAUGUGCCUAUGAGGGUGUCUCUAUAAAUGAAGAAAACUGCAUGAAAUUUCGAUACAGAACAGGUCAAGAGGGUCAUUGUUAGGUCAACUGGUUGAAUGUGCAAAAGUACUUGUACUAAGCUUAAACUCAUAGCAGAUGUUCAAGAUUCAGAAACAUUUUGAAUAGGGAGGUGUUGGGACUGUGCUAGAUGAGGUAUGUGUUAAGCAGGUAACAAAGAAUUUUUGGGCCAGUUCAUUGUCUCUGGUUGUUGCUUAGAAAUAUUGUACAUGAUUUUAUUAUUUGGGGUAUCUGCUUUAAGUACAUGUUACAGUGACAAUUUAUUCACAGCAUCCAAGCCCAGCGAUGUCAGUGAAAAUUCCGAAGCUCCUGGGUCACAAAGAAGAAAUUCUUCUGAUGCAAUCUCUGGUGACUUCGUGGAUCCAAAGGUAAGAGCUGCUCUUUCUGUAAAUUGAGAAUAUUAAAAUGGUGGCAGAGCUGCUCAACCUUCAGAGGGCUGGCUUUGCUCUUAUUUUGUUACCUUCUUCCUCAAAGGAAGGUAUACAUGAAGAUAUCCCUAGUUCUUGAUAAUUACAUUUCAAGCACAGUGCUGCUCUGAAAACACUGCCUCUGCUUACCAUUUGAAGCAGAACUCCAAAGACAUUAAUAGCAUAGCAGAUUAACAUAAAACUAAAACAAACUGAUAGCACUUUGGAUCAGGCCAGUGGCCCAUAUACACCAGCAGCAUCCUGUUCUCAUAGUGAUCAGCCACAAGCAUAAAAUACCUGCUUUGAGUAUUAGGAGUGUUUGCUUCCUAUUGAUGGUACCUUGUACACUAGUUAACAUGUGAACUGAUAGUUGUGACUUCAGUCAACAUGUAUGAGUCUAGAGUUUCCUCUAAUUUUGGACAAGGUGGCUCCUAUGUAUGCUAGUGCUUUUUUGAAGAUAAGUUAACUACCCCCAAAUUUGGGUUUAUAUAUCAGAUUGCUAGGUAAUUAGUAAUCAUAGGUUAGCCUAUACUAGGGAUGUACUGCUCCUAGCAUAUUUUCAUCCUGAUUCUCAACUAGUGGUAGGCUGGUAUGUUUUGUUAUGGGCUUGUAAGUUUCCUUUAUGGCACAUGUUGCUGAAGUCAGGAAGUGACCUUCCGGAAACCACCCCCUUGGGUAUGUUUGGUGGCCUGUUAUGGGAGUACCUUCCCUGGUAGGUUAUUCUACAUGGGAAAUGACUGGAUGAAUGAGCCAGUCAUUCUUGAUGCUGCAGAAUUACCAGCCCUUUGUAGAGGCUGACUGGAAGUAGGCAGCAGGGAAAAUCAGUAAAACAUAGCCAUGCAAUGGUCAGUUUCUUCUCUUAAAUGGGUAUUCAAGUCUCACAGACACUUGGUUUCUUCUGGACAUCAGCAGUUUCCUCCAGGUAUGUUAGUAUGCCUCAACUCACAAAUUGGAAAUUACUGUAUGUACUCAAGUAUAAGCCGACUUUUUCAGCACAUUUUUUUAUGCUGAAAAAGCCCCCCUUGGCUUAUACUCAAGUGAGGGUCCUUUUGGGCUGCUCCUUCCUCCUCCUCUGCCUCUGCCGCUGUCGGCGGCGGAGGAAGGAGCAGCCCGAAAGCAGCCCUUUUGGGCUGCUUGUUCUUCCUCCGCCACUGCCGCCACCACCAGGUUUGUGGUGUGGUGAACCGGCUUAUACGCGAGUCAGUAGGUUUUCCCAGUUUUUUGUGGUAAAAUUAGGUGCCUCAGCUUAUAUUCGGGUUGGCUUAUACUUGAGUAUAUAUGGUACCUGUCUUACAAAUUGGAAAAUGUAUCCCCACCAGGAUUGAGUUUUUCCCCAUAAAACUCAAACUACAGUCAUUGUUUCAGAAAUCAGGUUUCUGCUAUUGACAAAUAUGCUUACUUUAUAUUGGCUCAGCUAAAGAAGUGAUCUUUGUUGGUUGAUGUCAGCAAAGGUAGAAUUAACAUUGGCCUUUUUUUAUUAUUAUUGCAGGGCGGGGAAGGUGAGGCUCCUGGUAAGUACUUUCUCCUCCUUACCUGUAAAUAAGCGAAAAGAAAAUUCAUUUCCGGCUUGGGUGGAUGUGUACACUGAUGUGUGUUGGAGUCUGAAAGGGUAAAUGUGGAUCAAGAUGACUUUUGAGGAGAGGUGUCUUCAUAAUGAAGACCUAUCUGUCAGCUCUGUGGCCUCUUCGUCUUGCAUAAGAUUUUACCUGGUUGCAGUUCACACAUGAAUAAAUGUAAAACAUUUUAAUUUUUAGGUGUAGCUGGGGUGCACCUGCCACCACAUACAAUAAGUGAAUAGAAUGUGCAUGUAUACCUCAGCAGGCAUGAUUCAUUGGAGUUCUGUAGGGAUUUGUGAACAUAGAAUGGCGUAAAUAUGUCCAAUUCGUGUAUGUGUUGUGUAUGGUGGCAGACAUGCUGAAACUAAGUUUAAGAGGAAAUUGCUGCCAAAUUACACAGAAAGGAGCAGGAUGGAAAUGGGAGGGGUGGGUUUUUUUUGUUUUCAAACAUGAGGAACUAUUAAGAGUGAAGCUAGAGAGAGACUUCCAUAGCACCUUUAAGGUUGAGUGUUCCUUUUACUCCCAACGUUGUGUGGUGAAUAAAGAGCUGUCAUUUGUAGAUCCAUAACUCUAUGAGACCUACAACAUAAACUGUACUUUGAGAAGGCUGCAUGUGAGUGUGUGAUGUGACUAGUGGGCUUGGGUAACUUACAAGUUGUCCAACAAAUUAGGCAAGAGACUUCCAACUUGAAAACCUGCCUUAACGAAUUGGGGUCCUUCCCCUAAUUCUGUAGAGUUCCUGUUGGUGGUGGUUUGUCUGCUAAUGGCACAAAAAAUGCCCCAGCUACCAUGUGAAGGCUCCUAGCUAUACUAAAGCAAUCCAGAAUUACCACACUCAUUUUGUUGGGGAAAUGGAGUGAAUAGAAUGGAAUUAGUCUGGUUUUCUGUCAAGCAGAACAGGUACUCAUGAUGCUUAAUGUAUUGUGCACAUGAGUACCUUCCAUCAGCUGUGAAAUAGCACGCCUCUUUGUCUGGUAGCCAGUUAUCAUUACUCACUUGAUCUCUCUGCAGGAUUCUUGUAGACCUUUGCCUUCUCCUAGCUGACUUUUUAUAUGCAUGGGACAGCUUUCUAAGAUGACUGAUCUUCAGAAUUUCAGCAGAUAGCCUUAGCUGUCUAGUGCACUCCAAACAUAGUUAGCCUCAAUCAGUGUUCAGUGAAAAUGUUUCUUAUAAGAGCUGGAUAAGAGGGGGUUUUUCAACCUGUGGUUAAUCAUCCAGAAAUCUGCCAGUUGAAGUAGAUUUCAGAAUCAAGGUCAGAGAGACAACCUGGCAACCUGAAAGUGAAAUAAACCCCAAUUUGGCACUCCCAUUUAAAACCUACACCUUAUAGUCCAAGAAUGGGAUUGCAACAUGCCGCAGGAAGGGCAGGUGUAAGGCCACUGAUAGAUCUGAGCCUUGGGUAGCUUAAUGUCUGAGACUAAUAGCCAUUGUGGAAAUGAACAGCAAAGGUGGCUGGAUGAAUUUACAGCAGAAAGAUUAUAGAAAGAGCUUGAAGAUAGCAAGCAGCUAUAGUUCGGAAACCUAUUCUACAUUAAUUUUGAAAAAUCUAAUUUAUCUGAUUUUUCUUCCUGGAAAUGUGAUGGUAUUAGGACAGUGAAUUAUUUGUAUGUUGGCAGGUAGGAGUUCCUGAGUAAAGACUAAACAAUAAUGGUUUUAAUUACAUGCAUAUGCAGGAAUUCUAUCCGUGCAGCCAGUCAUUAGUGUGGUGUCUAGAUUGUAAUAACCAGGCUUGGCAGAUUGUUUGAAAGCUUUGGUUGAAACAUCUUUGGAAAAGCUGCAUACCAAGGAGUUUCUAAACUAUCUGGCUAGGAUGUAUGAUGUACUUAGUUCUGUGGCCAAAUGGCACAUUAAAUCCUGUUCGACAUGCUGCCUGCAUUCAAUUUCACAACACAACAUUAAUCCUUACUCUUCUGCAUAUAGUGUGUUCUGCUUUUGUUGGAUCUGCUUACCAUAAGCAGGUGCUUCAAUUAAGCAAAUGGUUAGAUGUGAUAAUAAGGCUCCUUGUACAAUGAAUAUUCCCCUAAAGUGCAUAUGCAUAACAUGGAUUGACUGAUGCUCUUUCCUUGCUAAAUUCGCUGGCGUUAACUUCUGUUUUUCCUACUUUUAAAAAUUGGGUUUUUAUAUUGUUGGAGACAAAAAGAAAACACAAGAAAAACGAUAAUGCCAAAAUAUAACAAUGGGGACAAUAAUACAAAUUCAUAAUGCUACUAUAGGACAUUGGGGCUGACUGGUGUUGACCCCUCAAUAAAUCUAAUUUACUCUCGAUACUUGGAAAUACUUAAACAGAAAAGGAGUUUGCUUGGGUCCGACUCCAAAUAAUUUGUGCUUUGCUAUACAUGCAGCUGAGGAAUGGGGAUCCUGUGGCCCUCCAGGUGUUGCUAGAAUUCUGCUUACUCCCAUCAGCCCCAGCCAGCAUGGUCAGUGAUCAGGGAUGAUGGGAGUUGUAGUUCAGCAGCAUCCAGAGGCAACCCUGGACCUUUCCCAGAGACAGUCCUGUACAAGUGAAGCCCACAAAAGAUGCAAGCCCAGAGCAGUGUAUCUGUUGGGCAGCAGUCUUUUCUACUUCCGUUGUUUAAGAUUUGCCACAAAGCCAGUGUUUGUCCAGCAAUAACUUUGAUACAUUGGAGAUUGAAGCAUUCCUCUUUUUUCCCUAUUCCUCCUCUUCUAGAAAACACAGAGGUUGAAAUAGAAGCUGCCUCUGGCCCGAGUGAAGAGAAGCCUGUGCCGGCUGCACCAGUUCCUAGCCCCGUAGCUGCAGCACCUGCACCAUCUAGGAGAAAUCCACCUGGUGGAAAGUCCAGCCUAGUCCUUGGUUAA
This is a messenger RNA of Podarcis lilfordi (Lilford's wall lizard), 10587 nucleotides long. Lineage: Eukaryota; Metazoa; Chordata; Lepidosauria; Squamata; Lacertidae. The record is from the annotation of a GenBank genome assembly.